Messenger RNA from Symbiodinium necroappetens, 765 nucleotides. NCBI's taxonomy places the organism in Eukaryota, Dinophyceae, Suessiales, Symbiodiniaceae. The record is from the annotation of a GenBank genome assembly.
AUGCAUGCGGAGACCCAGGUGGUGGAGAGACCCGCCACGGAGGCUAAAGCAGCUGAGGUGGAGGAGGAGAAUCCCAGGAAGCAUGGGCUGGCAUUGAUGCUGGACGAAGGCACACGUAAGAGCCACAGCAUGGCGGAGAACACUCAGUUCGUGACGGGCUUCUUCAAAGGCCUGGGGAACCGUGAUUCCUUCGCGCAGCUGGUGACAUCGCUCUAUUUUAUCUACCAGGCCAUGGAAGCGUCGUUCCAGACCUCUGCAGAUGCCGGCGUUCGGCAUUUAGACUUCCAGGAGCUGCGACGCGUCGCGGCGAUCGAGGAGGACCUAGCUUAUUUUUACGGCCCCAGCUGGCGCGAGCAGCUUCGACCCUCUCCGGCGGCGGAGCGCUACUGCGAGCGCAUUCGCGCGGUCGCGGCCGAGAAUCCGCAGCUUCUGAUCGCCCACCAGUAUACAAGGUACCUGGGUGACUUGUUCGGUGGCCAGAUGAUGGGCGGCAUGGCUGAGAGUUCCCUGGGCCUGGAAGACGGCAAGGGCACCUCAUUCUACCGCUUUCCCCAGAUUCCGGAUACGAAAGCCUUCAUCACAGAGUGGUACUGGGAGCUCAAUAGCUUGCCGCUGAGCCCGGAGUUGAAGGAGGCUAUCGUCGAGGAGGCGAACUUGGUUUUCAGGCUCAACAUCGACAUCUUGGAGGAGCUGGAUGGAUCGCCUCUUGCAGCGGCAUGGCAGCUGGUGGCAUCCUUCUUUCGAUCCAAACUGGGCCUGGCAUAG